Molecule: messenger RNA, 1306 nt
Organism: Cokeromyces recurvatus
Lineage: Eukaryota; Fungi; Mucoromycota; Mucoromycetes; Mucorales; Mucoraceae
Exons: 3
Coding region: 38-1135 (365 amino acids)
Biological process (GO): cellular response to oxidative stress
Cellular component (GO): endoplasmic reticulum membrane
Molecular function (GO): hexosyltransferase activity
Source: RefSeq, a predicted model, not a curated record
UUCAUAGAUUGCUUGUUCACACAUAGAUAAAAGGUCGAUGAUAACGCAUGGUUUAUCUGCCUCAAUAAAAGAAAAGGGCUCACUCUCUACUUUUAAUGUUCCACGCCGUUUUCAUUUACCCAUUGCGUUAUUAAGACUUUUAUGCAUAAUACCUGCAUUAAUAGGUGUUUAUAAUAAUAUCACAACACCUUUUACGAAUGAUGACUAUUCAGGUUUAUUUCAACACAAGAGCUCACCAUUAACACAUAAAGUAGCUUUAUUAUGGUGUAUACUUGCAGGUUAUUGGAGUUGGGUAUUAACGACAAGCAUGCUUCGAAGAUGGUUGUAUCAUUAUGAGAUCAGUAGUACCAUCGUUCGCCUUAUUACACUCAAUGUCAUCAAUUGGUCUGUUUCAGCUUAUCUCAGUUCUCGUUAUGGCAUCGAUCAACCCAUUUGGAAAUGGAUGACAAUUUGUAUGAUACUUUUUGUUUCUAAUAUCAUUAAAAUAAGAUUUGCAUCAAGACCUAAAUAUCAUACACGUACAGAAGAAAUGGAGCAACCUUAUUUAAAUUACAAGUCUACUUUUGUACGAGUUUUAAUAUUUCCUUUAACAGUUGUUAUUUUCAUUACCAUGUUUGCUUCACUUUAUCAAAUAGGUCAGAUGAGAAGAGUCUCUGGGGAAUUAUUAGCACAACGAACAGUGAUGCCUAUCAAAGAGCGUCACCCUGAAUUAGCGGAUGCACACGUUCGUGUCAUGGUCUUUGUCCUUUCCGCCUGGACAGCCAAAAGUCUCGAAAAACGUAAAGUGUUUCGUGAGACAACAUUGAAGCUUAUGCCCGAGGAUAAUGAACAUAUCUCUUACUUUUAUCGAUUCAUCAUCGGUCAGCCACCUAAUGAAAAAGUGAAGAUGACGAUGGGACCCUUGAUUGAACAAGAGAUAGAUGCUUAUGGUGAUAUUUUAUUAUUACCUUGUUCAGAUCUCUAUGAGGAUUUAAGUAAAAAAGUCUAUGCUGCCUUUGAAUGGGCAAACCAAUAUGAUUUUGAUUAUUUUGUAAAGACAGAUGAUGAUAUCUUUGUAAGAUGGGAUACAAUUAGUAAAGAAAUGGAAUUAGCAGGUAGAACUCAACGUUAUUGGAGGGGAUUAGCUUAUUGGUAAAUUUAAGAAAUGUAAAUUGUAUUGUCUUUUUUUUAAAUAUGUAAUGAUAUAGGAAUAUACCACCCAUUCGAAAUUCUGAAAAUAAGAAUGGUGAACUUGUGUAUCCUUUACCUAUUUUCCCGCCUUAUACAGCUGGUGCACUUUAUAUUCUCUCAAGGGAUAUAGUCCAUU